Messenger RNA from Salmo salar (Atlantic salmon), 1159 nucleotides. RefSeq names its product spindle and kinetochore associated complex subunit 1 (gene ska1). Gene Ontology annotation, cellular component: mitotic spindle; outer kinetochore; spindle microtubule. NCBI's taxonomy places the organism in Eukaryota, Metazoa, Chordata, Actinopteri, Salmoniformes, Salmonidae. Gene Ontology annotation, molecular function: microtubule binding. The record is from RefSeq and is marked provisional. Gene Ontology annotation, biological process: mitotic cell cycle; chromosome segregation; regulation of microtubule polymerization or depolymerization.
UCGAAACACUCAGUCAACUACGAGUUGAUAACUUUGGCAAUAUGAGUCAUUGUGAGCUUGAGGAUAUAACCCUGCACUUGAAUGACAGGAUUUCAUCCACAAGACGUGUCUUGGAGCUGCGGACAAUUGCAAAAGAUCAAGACAAGCGGGUCAUUCUAGGGAAGAUAGGACAAGAUAUCCUUGCAAUAGAUGGACUCCUUGACCAGUUUGAGAAAUGUGUUGGCCGCCAAAAAGACCUACUUAAGCAUUUAAAGGAACUAGAGGGUUUCUUCGAGGAGGAUGUGCAGGAUGGAAAGAACCUUAGGGACAACAUGCCCACACACAUGCCCAGGAAGGGACAGCCAGCAGUCCACGGAAUAGGGCCUGUGGGUCAGAGUGGACCUGUGAAUGUGCAGCCAGUCCAGCAGGUUCACCCCAGGAAAACCUCAAAAAAACAGAUCAGAGAGAUGGAAUUCAUCACCAGCCCAGAGUUUGAUACCAUCCCUCAGUACAUGAAAGGCCGUUUGACAUAUGAACAGCUAAACACUGCUGUGGAAAACAUUAACACAGCCGUAACAGGGAAGUACAAGAUCUUGAACCAGCCAGCAAAAACCCUUAACAAUGCCACACGCAAGCUUCAUCAACGAUUUAAGGAGGAAGAGAACAAGGACACAAAAGGUCUGUUUUUCAUUGUAGAAGCUGACAUUAAAGAGUUCACUCAGAUGAAGGUGGACAAGCGCUUCCAGAGCAUCCUCAGCAUGCUGCGUCACUGCCAGCGUCUGCGAGAACAGCGAGGGGGAGGCAUCACACGCUACGUCCUGCUGUGAAAGGAGCAGAGAUGGAGAAAGGGGGGUUGUCACUGAGCUUGAUCUGAAUGCAUUGAGUUGUCCUCUGUCUCUAACAUGAUCGGCUACAACAUCUGUCAUAUUGACUGAGGGAGGGGUGAAAAUAAUUAUAUUGAGAAUAGUGGUUGUGGCUCAAAACAUAUAUGUGCCUAGUGAAGAAUAAUUGUUUGGGGUGGGUGGAGGUUUGUAUUUGAACUUAGUUUCGUUCAUGCAACAUUUUUUUAAAUUCAAAGGUUGUUGUAUUAGCUCAUUUUAAUUGUAUCAUCAAUGUGACUUUGUCCAUAACAACCAUGUUUUAUACAGGUAGAAAGGCAAUAAAUAUUAAAAAAAUAGUU